This is a messenger RNA of Paramormyrops kingsleyae, 4730 nucleotides long. Lineage: Eukaryota; Metazoa; Chordata; Actinopteri; Osteoglossiformes; Mormyridae. The record is from RefSeq and is a predicted model, not a curated record.
AAGAAGAGGAACGAAGACGCCACUGUACCAAAGGAGGCGUGGAAAGAACCUCAACCAAUCAAAGCAGGUUAGUACUGCUUUAUAAGUUCGUGUCGCAGCGAAAAACACCAUUAUUUUGUUUUUCCGAUUAAGGUGAAUUCGUAGGCAUGGCAAGAACCAAGCAGACUGCGCGUAAAUCUACCGGCGGCAAAGCGCCCAGGAAGCAGUUGGCUACCAAAGCGGCACGUAAAAGUGCUCCGGCCACAGGCGGCGUCAAGAAGCCUCAUCGCUACAGGCCCGGAACCGUGGCUCUGAGAGAGAUCCGGCGUUACCAGAAGUCCACCGAGCUGCUGAUCCGCAAGCUGCCCUUCCAGCGUCUGGUGAGGGAAAUCGCUCAGGAUUUCAAGACCGACCUGCGCUUCCAGAGUUCGGCUGUUAUGGCGCUGCAGGAGGCAAGCGAGGCCUAUCUGGUUGGUCUGUUUGAGGACACCAACCUGUGCGCCAUUCAUGCCAAGCGAGUCACCAUUAUGCCUAAAGAUAUUCAGCUGGCUCGUCGUAUCCGUGGCGAACGUGCAUAAAUUGGUUUUACGUCUAAACAAAACCGAAACAACGGCUCUUUUAAGAGCCACCUUCAAAAUAACGAAAAGCAAAACAUCCUGAACAUGUGUGUGUGUGUGUGGGGUAUUUUUUACAUAGGCUUUCUGGGAGUGCUUAGUCUAAAAUCCAAUAAUCUGAACGUUAGGUCUGGAAAUGUGCGGUUUUGAUGGAUCUUAAUUGGAUUUUUAAGUCGAUGCUACCAUGUGAUCUUGGGUGUCAGUUACCUGCUGCUUACCAAGGACUGGGGAAAAACUAAUUUUACAAGUUUAAAAUCACGCACCCACAAUAGACGAAGAUUUUAAAACCAGUUUUUCAUUUCACACUUUCGUCAUCCCAUGAUACGUGAUAUUAUUUUAUUUGCUGUAUCGUUUCUUGCGACGUAAAAAAACAGCAAACUCCUUUUAUUAGAGCGAGUGCCUCAAAGUACAAUGCCAUUAUGACUGUAUUCAAUGGUGUCAAUGUCUUAAUGUGCGGCAAUUAUUAAACAGUGCCAUAUGUAUGUACUCGAGAACCAUGUUAAAUGUUGGGUCCGCGGAUUAUUUCGCUGUUAUCCACGGUUUCGGUCUAUCUCAACCAGCUCAGCACGAUGGUUUUCGAAAGCAUCCUAGGUCAGAGCGAACAGCGCCCCCCCCAGCAUGCACCCAGGUUAUAGGCAUCUGUCUUCCAAACUCCGUUAAAAUGUUAUAAAUAAGGACAAAACAGCCUUAUGUGGGAAGAGCUCCGAUAACAGCAGAGGGCAGAUGUCUUAUAGAUACAAAUGAAGCUUACGCAAAAGCAGGAAGAGAUAUAGUUUAUAACUACACGUUUCAAGUCUAAUCAGGUUUUUUUUUUAAAUAAAAUAGUUUUUUUUUAAAAACUACUUAAUUGAUGUCAGCUUUAUGCUUAAUAUUUACUAUUUACUUCUGCCUGGUCAUACUUCUCAUUGAAAGUACUAUUCUAUUCUUGUGAUAAAAUAUGAUUUUUUGGUAUAAAUCAAUAAUAAUCAAGACAUAGGUGUAAUAUACGGAGCCCCUGAAAGGUUAGGGUGGGAAAAUACUGCAGUGGGAUCGUUUUGCGAUCCCACUGCACUUUGCCCACUUGCUAUUUGCUGCAACUUGAUGUCAAAUAUAACGAACUUAACUGCGGUACUGCAAGGAUAAACCUAAAUAAUGUUAUGUGUGCACCUCACGUUCAGUAGCUGUCUUGGUUACAGUUACUGGUGGCGAAUGGACACAGUGCAAUUAUCAAUAAAUAGGUAAGGAAACACAUAUAUGGAGGUUACAUGGUGUAAAUUGUCCCCCAUAGCUUAAUGCUUAAAGCACACUUCACUGGACAUGCCUGUAUUGCUUAGGUUUAUGCUAUUAAUCCUUUAAUUCUAUGUUUUGUACUUUAAACGGACACAGGUCAGGUUGGGGAGCAUGCACUGAUGCAGUGCGUUGUCACACCCACCACACGGCGAAACUCCUCGGGAUCCUGGCCAGCGACCCCCCAGGCAGAUGCACGGUCCAGUCCCACCCUCCGGAGAUGGCCAACCAUCUGCCCCGGCCAGGUGUUACGUGGGCCUGGUCUAGCUGCUCGGGUCCCCAGCAAUGAGGAUCCCGUGAGCCGGAUCACCCUCAGGGAAACGCGCCACAUGGCCGUAGCGCCGUAACUGACGCUCCCUGCCCAACACCCAGUCCAUACAACCAUUGAACAGAGUAGGAGCAAGAACACACCCCUGGUGAACCCCAGAAUCAACUGGGAAGAACUCGGGGGGGUUCUCCCUCCACUCUGCACAGCACUCCCAGUACCAGUGUACCAGCCUGCUGAUUGGAGCUGGUGUUGUGCUGCUGCGUCACCCAGGCAGCCCAUCUGGUAACAGAAAAGUAUUAUGAGGGAACGCAAAAGUAUUUUAAAAAUAUUUUCUCACCCUUACCUCUUAUGGGUUAAGUAGCAAUAUAUCAUUAAUCUUGAACAAAUAUAAAUGAGAAGAGGUUUCCAGAACUAUUGAUAUUUAUUACUUUGAGCUUUGAGUUUAAAUACAUGCCACCUACUGGAUAAACCUAGUCAUUAUCUUGCACAUGUGCAGUGGAAGCACAUGGUUUCUGCUAGACAUAAAAAUCUGGGCUGCGCCUGCACCUACCACAGCCGUCCACAGCCAAGCCCUGAUGACAAUAUUUACAUCACGUCCCCUUUACCGCAACUGAAAGCGCACGUGGAAAAGUGAAGCAUGAAUUGGCUAUGAGUUGGUGGUUACUGCCUUUAUGCUCCCCCACCCCUCAAUGUAGCCUCACAUGUCUCAGCUAAGCGAUAAGAGCGGCCCUUCGUGACUCAAGGAUAAGGGCAGGAACAGCUGGUGACAGCCAGAUGCUCCCAUUUGACAGCUCUUUCCGUUUGACCUUGAGAGAACAUGGCUAUGCCUUGGUAGACCUCGUCCUUCGUAGGAUGCACCCCCUGAAUUUGGACACAACUUGGGUCAUUUUUACGUUUGAACAUGACUUACUGUGGAGGCUUUUAACUGGCAUCCCUACACAGCAAUAAACUGAUUGGUUGAUCACAAGCACCGGCAUUCACUUGGAAGUAACGGUGAAGUGCAAGGAAAGAUAGAAAGUAGAAGAGCAAAAACUGAGGGGAUGUAAUUACUUUUGCACCUCCAGUACAUUUAAUGCAUCAUUUAAUACAUUAGUAAAUUAACCUUGAACCAAAUCCUCUGAUUGCUUUGUUUGGGUUGUUGGAGAGGAGGUGCAAUUAACUACGGGAAAAGGACACGCCUUCUCCGGUGCCUCCUUUCUGGCUUGGCAAGCCACCCUGCUGAGGUGGAGAGUUGUGGCCCCGCCCAUUCUCUUAAUUUGAAUUAGAAUUUUCUUUGUAUUCUAUAUUUUUCUUAUGCAUAAAGCACUUUGAAUGACUGCAGUGUAUGAAAGAUGCUAUAUAAUAUAAAUUAACUUGCCAUGCCUUGCCAUGCCUCACGCACAAUGGUUAGCGGACAUUAUGUCCGGCUUAAAACUCGAGCAAAUUAGACAUUUACUCCAACAUUCAAAUGGAAAAUUCAGGAAAUAUGGGCCCCCUUUUUGAAUACAUUCCAGAACCUGUAAUGGAUUGGCUAAUAAGCAUAUGCAGCUUAACUAUGUUACAGUGCAGGACUCUGAUGUGGCAGAUAGAUAUCUCCAUGCACAGAUUUCUGGCAGUGACAGGGGUGGGUAUUGUUUUGUUUAUUUGUGUUGCUUGUUGAUUUGUUUAUUCUACACUCAUACCUGUCUGUUAUCCCUUUUAUAAACUGAACAGCAUUUAUGCCAUGUGAAAACCUUAGAUAAUUUCACAUCGCAUCAUUUUGUGGGCUGACCACCACUUAUUUACUUAAUUUUUUUUAGAAUUAGGGGAUCAUUGUUUACAUACCUCAGCACACGAUGCACAACAAUGAAAUGUUUUCUCCGCAUUUAACCCAUAUGUGACAUAGCAGGGGUCAGUUAAUUCAGCACCCAGGGAGCAGGGCUUGGGGGCAGUACUUUGCUCAGGGUACCUUGCUGGUCGGGGAUUUGAACCAGCAAUCUUUCAAUUACAAGUGUGCUUCCCUAACCAUUAAGCCACCACUGCCCCUAAUAGCAGUAUGACCCAAAUGUUGCAGUUUCAACACUGGCUGAAAUCUUUACCAUAUGCAAAUAUUAAUUAUAAAUUUAUCUGACAUCAUCUACUCGAUCCUUGUUUUAAAUUAGAAAUAGUUUGCUCCAAGAAGUCAAAACAACCACAUUACAACUAAAAUGGCUGAACUUUCUGCAGACUUGCUGCUGUUGGCCUGUCAUGGGAUGUCGUCCACUAAUAAACUGUCAUGGUUGUGCGAUUCAGCCUUGGAUGGUGUGACAACUGGUGACAGCAGGUAUUAAAGGACCUGGCUAAGUAUCCCUAUGGAUACCUUGGAACAAAGAGUCUUGCACUGACUAUCACACUGACUAUAGUUCUGUUGUGUUAUUUGUAUUUUUGUGUUAUUGUUUUUUAUAUAUAUUUCUAUAGUUGUAUAUUCUGUAUAUUUUAGAUUACAGUUUCUCUAAUUUUAUGUGGCAGAGUUAAGCGUAAUGCUUAACUCUGCCACCGAAAAGCAUAUCCUGCCAGAAUAAGCAUUUCACUGUAUAUUGUACAAGUACGACUGCAUUUGACAAGUAAAACACUUUGAAGUUUUAACCUUCCAGAAGAGCAUGUUC